Messenger RNA from Harmonia axyridis, 3696 nucleotides. RefSeq names its product exostosin-3 (gene botv). The coding region runs from base 267 to 3050 and encodes 927 amino acids. The transcript has 6 exons. Gene Ontology annotation, cellular component: membrane. Gene Ontology annotation, molecular function: glycosyltransferase activity. The record is from RefSeq and is a predicted model, not a curated record. Lineage: Eukaryota; Metazoa; Arthropoda; Insecta; Coleoptera; Coccinellidae.
AUUUUCAAGUGUUUAUCAAUAACCAAAACAAGUUUUUGAACCAAACAAGUGAAAAGUAACUUUUAAUCCUUUAUACAGCAAAAAAUGAUUUGAAAUAUUCGUUUAAUUCAAAUAUAUCUUAGAUUACACAUCUCUACUUCGCCUUAGAUAUGUAUAUUACUCAUACACAAAUCAUGCUGAAGAGCAAAUUCUCUUUUCCAACUCUGAGAAGUAUCAUCAUUGAAGAAUUUUGAUUUAAUAAUAUUUUUUAAAUCUUAGUAGUCGAUAUGUUCAAAUAUUCUCAGUAUGGGGAGAAACGCGGAGAAGUGUGUCAAUGGCCAACUCAUAUGCGUCUCUCACGAAUUGUUUUAAUGGUGUUAGUUAUUUUAAUUCUUACCCCAUUAUUUACACAUUUUUAUUUGUCAAAUAUAGAAAGAAAUAUUGGUACGAUUACUCAUAAUGCACAUUCACACUUAGACUUACCAGAUGAGUUAAUUGAAAUGAAUGAUUCUGAUUUAAAAGUUAACAUAGAAGAAUUAUUAAGAAUUAAAGGCUCAGUUUUGAGUGAACUAAGAGAUAUGGAAUCCAAAAGGCAAAAGCUAUUGGCAGAAAUACAGACUUAUAUGAAAUCCAUUGAGGAAUUAAAACAAGAAUUAGCACACCAACAAACAAAUCUUAAUAAACUUAAAAUUUCUGUAGAGCAAGCUCAAGUUGCACAAAGAGAAGCAUUAGAACAAAAUACUCCUGACCUAGCUUUACCUGUAAGAUUAUUACCUGAUAAUGUAAUGGAAGAAUUGAAGUUUCCAUUAACUACCAUAUCACAAAAGUGUAGGAUGUUCUCUUGUUUUGAUCAUUCUCGUUGCUCUUUAACUUCAGGUUUUCCUGUAUAUUUGUAUGAACCUGAUGAGUUAAGAAUACUGCAGAAGGGUUGGGAUGUAGAUGGAUUUUUGAAAACAACAUUAAAACAAGCUCUUGGCUAUAACCCCCAUCUCACAAAUGAUCCUAAAGAAGCUUGUGUUUAUUUAGUCCUUAUUGGUGAAGCUUUGAAAAAUAGUGAAAGCAUUAAUUCGAAUGCCAGUAAUGAUGUUCCGUUAAUUGAUUCCAAGGCUUUGAGGAAGUUGAAAUAUUGGGGGGGUGAUGGAAGAAAUCACAUUCUUUUGAAUUUAUCCCGUAGAGAUUUGACUGUGCAAGCAGGAAAUAUUUUCGAAUCUGUAGAUACAGGGCGAGCUAUUAUAGUCCAGUCAACCUUCUCUUAUGUGAAUUUUCGACCUGGCUUUGACUUGAUCGUUACUCCCGUGUUGGGACCACCUGGUGGUGAUGUUUGGCAGGAAUGCAGUUCAAUGCUCCCGGCGAGAAGAAAAUACUUAUUAACUUUUCAAGGAGAAAUGAAAUCCAGUUCAAAAAAAAAUUUUGAACGUUCUGAACUGGAUACCUUUGUGAUAGAACAUUUGAAAAGAUUAUUAAACACUGGCACUUCUGACAAGUUCUUGUUUGAAUUUGGCUGUAGCCUGGCUAAUGACGAUAACAGUAAUGUAGGACCCGAGGAUUGGGCUUUAUGUGGUACUGACGGCUCUAGGAAGGCGAUCUUAAAAGAAUCCACUUUUGUACUGAUAUUCGCUCCCAGCACCGAACUGGUUUCUACAAGCUUAUUACAGGCAAGACUCUAUGAGGCACUGAGGUCUGGCGCCAUUCCCGUUAUAUUAGGUGGUGAUCAGAUUCGUCUAGCUUAUGAUGAGGUAGUUCAAUGGCGUAGAGCGGCAAUUUUCUUGCCCAAAGCUAGAAUAACGGAACUUCACUUCUUGUUGAGGACCAUACCUGACGAGGAUGUUCUGUUGAUGAGACGGCAAUGCAGGUUGAUCUGGGAAAAGUAUUUAGCUUCAGUCCAGAGUACGCUAGAUACUAUUGUUGCAGUAUUGAGGGAUAGGCUUAAUAUUCCACCUUUACCAGUUGAUACUGUUUCCGCAACAUCUGUGUUUAAUGAAACUUUUCAGCCACUCUUUAUAAGUACUGCUGUUGAAGGAGAGCAAGAAGAGAGUUUAGGUCCGAUAGAACCACCAUUUGAUAGUCUAUCCUAUAGAAGAAAUUAUAGUUUGAUUUUGACUCAAGGUCAUGAGCUUUGGAAUGAUUGGGGUGAUCCUUUUCGACUUUAUCCUGCUCUGCCUACCGAUCCUUGGCUGCCAUCUGAUGCAAAAUUCUUAGGAUCCGGAAGAGGAUUCAGACCUAUCGGACAAGGACAAGGGGGUGCGGGAAAGGAAUUUUCGGAAUCCUUAGGUGGCAACCAGCCUAGGGAGCAAUUCACUGUUCUCCUCUUGACCUACGAAAGGGAGCAAGUUCUCCUCGAUUCAAUAGCACGUCUCAGAGGUCUUCCCUACCUACACUCUGUAGUGGUUGUGUGGAACUCUCCAAAACCACCUAGUGCCGAGCUCAAAUGGCCAGAUAUUGGGGCGCCUGUGCACGUGGUUAACGCUGCCAGAAAUUCGUUGAACAACAGGUUUCUACCGUUGGACAACUUGAAAACUGAAGCUAUAUUGUCAGUAGAUGACGAUGCACAUCUGAGGCACGAUGAGAUACUUUUCGGCUUCAGGGUUUGGAGGGAACAUAGACACAGGAUAGUCGGAUUUCCUGGAAGGUACCACGCUUGGGACAUAAACACACAGAACAGUUGGUUGUAUAACUCGAACUACAGUUGUGAACUGAGUAUGGUCCUGACAGGGGCAGCUUUUUUGCACAGACAUUACCUUCAUUUAUACUGGAAAUGGCUGCCUCAAGCCAUUAGGGACAAAGUUGAUGAAUACAUGAACUGUGAAGACAUAGCCAUGAACUUCUUGGUUAGUCACAUUACAAGGCAGCCUCCUGUUAAAGUGACUUCUAGGUGGACAUUCAGAUGUCCUGGAUGUCCACAGAGCUUGUCUGAAGAUGACACCCAUUUUCAAGAGAGGCAUAAGUGCAUCAAUUUCUUUUCUCAGGUUUUUGGAUACACUCCUUUAUUAAACACGCAAUACAGAGCAGAUUCGAUUCUAUUCAAGACUCGGAUACCCCAUGACAAACAAAAAUGUUUUAAAUUUAUAUGAAAAGAUGAAUAGCAACCUACAAUAAACAAUUUUUAGGUAAAAGGCUAUUAUGAUCUCUUAAUGUUGAAACCGUGGGUACUUUAUAAUUUAUUUCUUCUAUGAAAUCUACGGAGUUGUACAAAAAUAUAAAUAGUGUAGUUACCUAAUUUAAUUAUAAUAUAAGUCCGAAAUUUGUUUAUAUAAUUUCACAACAAAAACACGUGACUUGCUUUUUCAAGUGGGAUUAUCAUUUGAAAAAAACUAUUUAUGUAAUUCUUAAUAACUCUAUUUUUUGUAGAGAAACAAGUAUCUUGGUUCCAUAUUUUGUCUAACUCUGUAAACAUAGGGGAGUAUCUGCUCAAUAAGACAUGUAGUAAAAUUAUAUUUUCUUAUCAUAAUUAUUAUUGAUUGAAUAAGAAAUGUUUCAUGCUAAGACUAUUUUACAUUUAUAUUUUAAUUUGUUGUGUAUAUUCAUGUAUUUAAUUACCCGUUAUACAAAGUUUGAUUGUGAUUAUUUUAUCUUAAAUAUUUUUAUUAUGUGCCAUCAUGAGAAACUAUAAUUUAUUGAGAGUAAUUUUAGGAAAUAUGUCCCUUUUUAAAUCUUGAUUUGAUGUAUUUUAAUUGUAUGUAAAAAUUCGGAUAAUAAAACGAUGAUUUUAUAAUUUUA